Arvicola amphibius (Eurasian water vole) is the source of this 897-nucleotide messenger RNA. It is a transcript of the gene Sgcz, whose product is annotated as sarcoglycan zeta. Gene Ontology annotation, biological process: cardiac muscle tissue development; heart contraction. The record is from RefSeq and is a predicted model, not a curated record. NCBI's taxonomy places the organism in Eukaryota, Metazoa, Chordata, Mammalia, Rodentia, Cricetidae. Bases 1 to 897 code for a protein of 298 amino acids. The transcript is spliced from 7 exons. Gene Ontology annotation, cellular component: sarcoglycan complex; sarcolemma.
AUGACACGAGAACAAUACAUACUAGCGACACAGCAGAGCAACCUGCAGAGAACUGAAAAUGCACAACUCUACCCUGUGGGGAUUUAUGGAUGGCGAAAGAGGUGCUUAUACUUCUUUGUCCUUCUGCUGUUGGUUACCAUGAUAGUUAACUUAGCCAUGACAAUAUGGAUAUUGAAGGUUAUGAAUUUCACUGUGGAUGGUAUGGGGAAUCUGAGAGUCACCAAGAAGGGAAUCCGACUUGAAGGUAUAUCUGAGUUUCUACUUCCAUUGUAUGUGAAAGAAAUUCAUUCCAGAAAGGACAGUCCCCUGGUCUUACAGUCUGACAGGAAUGUAACAGUGAACGCAAGAAACCACUUGGGGCAGCUCACUGGACAGCUGGCAGUGGGAGCAGAGGCUGUGGAGGCGCAGUGUAAAAGAUUUGAAGUGAGAGCAAGUGAAGGUGGCAGGGUGCUGUUUUCUGCAGAUGAAGACGAGAUAACCAUCGGAGCUGAGAAACUGAAGGUCACAGGAACUGAAGGAGCAGUAUUUGGGCACUCUGUGGAAACACCGCAUAUCAGAGCAGAGCCAUCCCAAGACCUCAGGCUUGAAUCACCAACCAGGUCCUUGAUAAUGGAAGCUCCGCGUGGGGUCCAGGUGAGCGCAGCUGCAGGUGACUUCAAGGCUGCCUGCAGGAAGGAACUGCACUUGCAGUCUACAGAAGGGGAGAUUUUUCUAAAUGCAGAUACAAUCCGGCUGGGAAAUCUACCUACCGGUUCCUUCUCCUCUUCUCCCACCUCCCCAAAUUCUCGACAGACAGUGUAUGAACUGUGCGUCUGCCCCAACGGCAAACUCUACCUUUCUCCGGCUGGGGUAGGCUCCACCUGUCAGUCCAGCAGCAGCAUUUGCUUGUGGAGCUGA